CCCCAAGUCCCAACUAAUAUAUAUAUCAACUUGCAAACCAAGCCUGAUUCAAUUCCAUUACAAAUUAAAUCACCUCCUUUCAAAGCUUUUCUAUACAUUCAUGGCUUCAUCUCUUGCUGCUCCAAAUGCUUCUGCAAAUAACGAAAUUCAUUGCCAAGCAGAAGGAAUGGAUUUAGAUCAUCAUCAUGACGGAAACGUUCUUCGAAAGCAUGUUGCUUUCUUUGAUCAGAAUAACGAUGGAAUCAUCUACCCCUGGGAGACUUUCAGAGGAUUCCGCGAAAUUGGGUGCGGUAUUCUGUUGUCCUCCGUUGCUGCACUUUUCAUUAACAUGGGCCUCAGCGCCAAAACUCGUCCUGGAAAAAGUUUCUCUCUGUUAUUUCCGAUAGAGAUAAAGAACAUUCAAAUGGCAAAGCAUGGGAGCGACAGUGGUGUCUACGACACUGAAGGAAGGUUCGUCAAUUCAAAGUUUGAGGAGAUCUUCGCCAAGCACGCAAACUCAAAUUCUUCAGCAUUAACUUCCGAUGAGCUGACGGGAUUGCUUAAAUCCAACAGGGAACCAAAGGACUACAAAGGAUGGCUUGCGAGUUAUACAGAAUGGAAGAUGUUAUACAUCCUCUGCAAGGAUGAAAAUGGAUUAUUACAUAAAGAUGCAGUGAGAGGCGUAUAUGAUGGAAGCUUGUUCGAACGUAUGGCCAAGAUGAGAGAGCUUCAAUUGUCCAACAAGAAAUCAGCUUGAAGUCUCAUCUACGUUGUUACGCUGGAAAGCUCUAAUGUUAGACUUCUGCAUAUUGGGUUCUUGUGAUUGAUAUCUAUAAGUUACACACUUGUAUAUUUGAAUUAAUUUGAAUGAUAAACAUUUGGCUAUGAUCA
Daucus carota subsp. sativus is the source of this 870-nucleotide messenger RNA. RefSeq names its product probable peroxygenase 4. Gene Ontology annotation, molecular function: calcium ion binding; monooxygenase activity. NCBI's taxonomy places the organism in Eukaryota, Viridiplantae, Streptophyta, Magnoliopsida, Apiales, Apiaceae. The coding region runs from base 101 to 736 and encodes 211 amino acids. The transcript is spliced from 6 exons. The record is from RefSeq and is a predicted model, not a curated record.